This is a messenger RNA of Loxodonta africana (African savanna elephant), 8326 nucleotides long. It is a transcript of the gene SIM1, whose product is annotated as SIM bHLH transcription factor 1. Gene Ontology annotation, molecular function: DNA-binding transcription factor activity, RNA polymerase II-specific; protein dimerization activity; RNA polymerase II transcription regulatory region sequence-specific DNA binding. The record is from RefSeq and is a predicted model, not a curated record. The transcript has 11 exons. Gene Ontology annotation, biological process: regulation of transcription by RNA polymerase II. Lineage: Eukaryota; Metazoa; Chordata; Mammalia; Proboscidea; Elephantidae. Bases 560 to 2857 code for a protein of 765 amino acids.
AACCAAACAAAAACACCGAGUCUGGCAAGGAAAGCUGGGGCUCUCAGAGGCCCUUUGCGGCGGGUUUUCGGGACUAUGAGUGACUGUAGAGCCGCAGAUGUCUUAUGCUCUGGUGUUGUUGUCUUCACAGCGGCCUGAAGGAAAUUGUCUGGGAUUCCUGUUUUCCCCAAAGGGGCUCGGAGCCGCUUUCAAUGCCGCGGGACUGAAGAGCAAACGCCUGGCGUUAUUAUGUCCAUUUUCCGAGGACCCGGGUUUGCAGCGAGGAAUCGAAGAAAAGGUUGGCUCCUCUGGGGUGCCUCUGGCAUUUGAUACUCGGAGGCCCCCAGGAUUGCCCAAAUUGCCGUGGAUCAGCAGCUUUGCUAUACUCAAGAAAAUAUUUUCAUUUCGCAGCUCUGGUCUUUUAACUACCAUCUGUACGUUCUCUCCGGCGCAAAGACUUCAGCCUCUUCAAAGUAUGCUUUAUGUUUUUGUCAAAUAUGAUCUCUAAUUGAAAGUUUAUUUUGGUUUUGGAUGAAUCUGUGGAGCUUACGCUGUAAGAAAAAAGGGGGAAGGAGACACAAUGAAAGAGAAGUCCAAAAAUGCUGCCCGGACUAGGAGGGAGAAGGAAAACAGUGAAUUUUAUGAACUGGCUAAAUUACUGCCUUUGCCCUCGGCUAUCACCUCGCAGCUGGACAAAGCAUCCAUAAUCAGACUCACCACCAGCUAUCUCAAAAUGAGAGUGGUGUUCCCAGAAGGCCUCGGCGAGGCGUGGGGCCACUCGAGUCGGACCAGCCCUCUGGACAACGUGGGCCGCGAACUGGGCUCCCACCUGCUUCAGACCCUAGAUGGUUUCAUCUUUGUGGUGGCCCCAGAUGGGAAAAUCAUGUACAUCUCGGAGACAGCCUCAGUCCACCUGGGUCUUUCUCAGGUAGAACUGACCGGGAACAGUAUUUAUGAAUACAUUCACCCGGCUGAUCACGAUGAGAUGACCGCGGUACUCACAGCCCACCAGCCCUACCACUCUCACUUCGUGCAGGAAUACGAGAUCGAGCGCUCUUUUUUCCUGAGGAUGAAGUGCGUCUUGGCCAAGAGGAAUGCGGGCCUCACCUGUGGUGGCUACAAGGUCAUUCACUGCAGCGGCUACCUGAAGAUCCGACAGUACAGCCUGGACAUGUCGCCCUUCGACGGCUGCUACCAGAAUGUGGGCCUGGUGGCUGUGGGCCACUCGCUGCCACCCAGCGCUGUUACGGAGAUCAAACUGCACAGCAAUAUGUUCAUGUUCCGCGCCAGUCUGGACAUGAAGCUCAUCUUUCUGGACUCCAGGGUGGCAGAGCUGACGGGGUAUGAGCCUCAGGACCUGAUUGAGAAGACCCUGUACCACCACGUGCACGGCUGCGACACCUUCCAUCUGCGCUGCGCGCACCACCUGCUGCUAGUGAAGGGGCAGGUGACCACCAAGUACUACAGAUUCCUGGCGAAGCAUGGCGGCUGGGUGUGGGUGCAGAGCUACGCGACCAUCGUGCACAACAGCCGCUCGUCCAGGCCACACUGCAUCGUCAGCGUCAACUACGUCCUCACAGACACAGAAUACAAAGGGCUGCAGCUCUCCCUGGAUCAGAUCUCAGCCUCCAAACCAGCCUUCUCCUACGCCAGCAGCUCUACCCCCACCAUGACUGACAACAGGAAGGGGACCAAGUCCCGGCUCUCCAGCUCAAAGUCAAAAUCCAGGACUUCCCCGUACCCUCAGUAUUCAGGAUUUCACACGGAAAGAUCUGAAAGUGAUCAUGACAGCCAGUGGGGUGGAAGUCCUCUGACAGACACAGCCUCUCCGCAGCUCCUGGACCCCACCGACAGGCCCGGCUCACAGCAUGACACGUCGUGUGCCUAUAGACAGUUCUCAGACCGCAGCUCUCUGUGCUACGGCUUUGCACUCGACCAUUCCAGGCUGGUGGAAGAGAGGCAUUUUCAUACCCAGGCCUGUGAGGGGGGCCGGUGUGAAGCAGGCAGGUACUUCCUGGGAACACCACAGGCUGGGAGGGAGCCCUGGUGGGGCUCUCGAGCAGCCUUGCCCCUAACCAAGGCCUCCCCAGAGAGCAGAGAAGCCUAUGAAAACAGCAUGCCUCACAUCGCCUCAGCCCACAGGAUCCAUGGGCGAGGUCAUUGGGAUGAAGAUAGUGUGGUCAGUUCUCCAGACCCCGGGUCUGCCAGCGAAUCAGGUGACCGAUAUCGCACUGAGCCGUACAGUAGCCCACAUGAACCUAGCAAAAUUGAAACUCUGAUAAGAGCCACCCAGCAAAUGAUUAAAGAAGAAGAGAACAGAUUACAGCUAAGGAAAGCACCCCCAAAUCAACUAGCUUCGAUCAAUGGAGCUGGGAAAAAACACUCCCUCUGUUUUGCAAACUACCAGCAGCCCCCACUGACAGGUGAGGUCUGUCAAGGCUCUGCUCUUGCCAAUACUUCACCAUGUGACCACAUCCAGCAGAGAGAGGGAAAGAUGCUGAGCCCCCAUGAAAAUGAUUAUGACAACAGCCCCACUGCAAUGUCUCGGAUAAGUAGCCCUAAUUCGGAUCGCAUUUCAAAAUCCAGUUUGAUCCUUGCUAAAGACUAUCUACAUUCAGAUAUAUCGCCUCAUCAGACAGCAGGAGACCAUCCUGCCGUCUCUCCAAACUGCUUUGGCUCUCACCGGCAGUAUUUUGAUAAGCACGCUUACACAUUAACUGGGUAUGCCCUGGAGCACUUAUAUGACAGCGAAACCAUUAGAAACUAUUCCUUGGGCUGUAAUGGCUCACACUUUGAUGUAACUUCCCAUCUAAGGAUGCAGCCAGACCCUGCACAAGGACACAAGGGAACAUCUGUUAUAAUAACCAAUGGAAGCUGAUGUUUUUCUACAAUAUUUUGUUCUUUAAGGAUCUCUGAAACAUAUUUAUGUUUGGAUGCCCUGUUACCAGCAUUUACUAUGCCACAGAUUAUUAGAAAGGAUAACCUAAGUUACUGGGUAUUUGACAUGUGUUCAUGUAAAAACAAAGAAAAUUAGCACUAGUAUUCAGAGUUAUACGCAGAUAACAGAGCUAAAGUAAAUACACAAAUUGCCCCUCUAAUUAUAUGGGAAGUAGAAUAGAUAAAUUCUGAAUUGAAAAAUACUCAUGUAGUUCAAGUGGUCAGUCUGUACAUCCCGUGAAAGGACUGAUAGAUGACAACAUUGCAUCAUGACGAUCUAGUGAACAUCACACACUCAGACUGCUAUUCCCAACUGCUGUGUACACUUCACAUGUAGAAAUACAGAAUCUGUGCCAUAAAAUACACCAAAAGUAUGUAACUUUUCUUAACCCUAGCCUUUUAGGCUUCUAAAUGUUGUAAAGAAAUUUCUGUACCCAAAAUUACUAAGAAAGAGAGAGAGAGAGAUACAUCUUGUGAACUACUUUCUUUGUGGUUUCAACCAGUGAGCUCAUUUGGCUGAGGCAUAAAUUAAGGAAAUCGUUCUGGAUAUGGUACAAAAAUGAAUUCUCACCUGGUAUCCAUUAUCAGCAAUCAGGAAGUGGUGAUUUUUCACCUUACUUUGGAGUUCGACAAGGAACAGUUGCAUUGACAUAGCAGUAAGGGCUUUGCUAAGUAGAAGCACUGAGACGUUGGGACACACAUCAAAAACCUCAAUUGGUGUGCUCAACUGAAAGUAGUUUAGUGAAGGUGCAAAUACUGUAGGCAGAGAAAAAUGAAACAAUAUCUAAAAACAAACAAUUUAAGGCUCAGAAUAUGUGUGCCACAUAGUAAUCAACACAUUCGGGGCUUAUAAAACCAACCAAACAAAAAAUUCAAACCAAUUCCCCAAGAAAAAAAUGCUGAUAAGCAAGUUUGAAAAAUAACCAAGGGAAACCAGGCAAGUCCUACAUCACAGCAGUCUAAGUGUCUGAAAACGUUUCAAAGCACAGAUGUGCAAAUGUGACAACAUGUGGAACGCCUCAGGAGAGAGUCUAAGAUAAAAGCUUAGGCUGGUAGACAAGUGGUUAAAAGGGGCAAGAGUAGUACUCUGAUGGAAGGAACAGGCAAAGUGUUCAUUUUCCUUAUUGUUUGUAGACAAACACAGACUUGUGGUAUAGUAGAGAGACCAGCAAGACUAGAUAUCAAGAUAUCUGGGUUCCAGUUCUGACCCUGUCUGUAAUUUAUUUUGUGACCAUAGGUGCGUUACUUAUUACAUCUAAAUGAUGUUUCCUGAUCCGUAAGGAAGCUUCAAAAUUCCGUGGUUCUGCGGUUCACUGAUGCCUCAGAACUGAACUUGUUACCUAGUUAAUGCUCUGCUGUGAGUUGUUGAGACUGAUCAUGCUGGCUUUUCUGCACUCACACGGAAGUUUAGAUGCCUUGUAAUUCAAGCAGGUGCAUGGGCUUUUUUUGGCAUUUAUAGCUAUGGCCAGAGCCCUGGUGGUACGGUGGUUAAAGCAUUUGCUAACUGAAAGGUUGGCGGUUCAAAUCCACCAGCCGCCCCUUGGAAACCCUAUGGGGCAGUUCUACUCUGUCCCGUAGGGUUGCUAUGAGUCAGAAUUGACUCGAUGGCAAUGGGUAUAAAAAAAAAAUGGGUAUAGCUAAGGCUAAAUUUCUAGAUUCAGCCAAACAGUAGAUAGUAGAAACUGAUGAGAGAGAGGAAAAAUAAGGAGGAUUUAUUAAUUAUACUAGUCUUUAGUAAUCAAAGCAAAGUGACAUAAAUGAUUAGAGAAGUUUCAUAGAUAAUAUUUCCUAGGAGUCCCAUGCCUGAAACUCUUGCCAUAUUUGAGGAGGGGGAUGUACUAAAAGAACUUGACUUAUAAUUUUGAAAACAGAGCACGACAUUGAACUCUCAGGGAUUAGUACUAUAUUUUCAUCAGUUAACACAGUUAUUUGAGAGUCCAUAGGUAAGUGACAAUCUGAAAAAUGAUAAUUGAGAGAUAAGCACUGGGCUAUUUGUACAUGAGAGAGAAGGCUUCAUAAAAUUAAAUACUUCUUGGGUAUGACAGAGCAACAUUUGUGCAGUAAAUGGGAAAAAGUGCAAGCAAGUGAGAAACUAAGUGCUUCUAAUAUGUUCUUUCAAAAAAGCUCAAAGCACAAUAAGAAAUUCUGAAUUAUAAAAGCAACUAUUCAGCAAUUUUGAGAAAAAUUUGUGAGGAACCAUUGGAAUACUUAAAAUGGAUUUUUGAUCAGUUUGCAACAUGAAGUAAGGUUUUAGGAAUGCUAAAGUUUUUAUAGAAUUGUGUAGAUGGAUAAAUGGUUCAAAGACAUAAAUAUCUGAAAAAUAUGACAUAUUUUGGAAAGAAAACUAUACAGAUGGGCUUUACUGAUGGAUAUACAUUAUACCAACUAUCUCAGGGACAGAUGCUAGAAGAGAGGAAAUUUAAGAAUCAAGGAAAAUGAACUGAUAUUAAAAAAAAGACUUUCACAAAAGGAAUUUCAGUGGCAUUUUUCCAUGGAAGGUAGUUAAUUGGUGGAAGAAAUAAAUUAUGAAUUCCAUAAAUAGGGGGUUACUGGAAGGAUAAUGCUCUUUAAAAUGGUGUGACCAACACUUUGAAGGGAAGAAAAUUAACCAAAUUAUAUCUUGAUUAAAAACUUUUGGUAGAUUGACCCAGUUUUAAAUAUAUAGCCAUUCAUUUGAUUUACUGAAUGUCAAUAAUUUUAUAAUGCCUUAAAGGCCCACAAUAUUACAUACCGUACUUUUUUUCUCUCAAUAUGGCAUACUUAUUGUAAAAUGACCCAUAAUAAGUUAAGACGUUUAUGACAAGAUACCUUCUUAAUAUGCACAUACCCAAAAAACUAAACCCAUUGCCGUUGAGUCGAUUCUGACUCAUAUGUUAAAAAGUAUUUAUAAUCCACAUUAUUUUCUUCUGUGCAGGAACAUAUUUCCUCCAAAUGCAGAUAUAUCAUGUGUCUUUAAUACGGAAUAUAAAAUAAAUGUGCCCAAUAACUUAGUUAAAACUAAACUAAAAUUGGCUUUAGUUUUAAUCUUUGAUUUCCAUAACUUUGCUAAAUGCUGAGAACUAUGACACUUGAUUGAAACAGCAAGAGAAGUAUGAUUUUUAUUCACCGGGAAGAUUCAUAAAAAUGUGCUAUAUCCAAUUAUCAGUACAAUAUGUAUCAAUUCAUUAGAUGUAACAAAGCUCACACUUUCUAGUAAUAGUGAGAAUAUCCUUAUGACUCCAUUUUACCUGCCCUAUCUAAUUUAAAGAUUUGAGUAACCUAAGAAAUAAAUGAAUACGUCUCCUGUCUUCUUUGAAGAAAAUUUUUUUUUGUUAAAACUAUUAUUGAGAAUAUAGUCAGAUUGGAUGUAUUAUUUUUAAAUGCAUAAUGUUAAUGUCACAAUCACUACAGGUCAGACAUUUAGGUGUGCUUUUAAAUCCACAAGUCUUUUGACAUACUAUAUUGAAUAUAAUGUGCUAGCUUUUCUAAACUAUAAUUGCUUGAUGCUGAAUAACAUGACGCAGUGUUAAUGUGACAUUCAAAAAGAGUCAGGAUACAAUAAAUGAUUUGCCUUCAGUAUUUAUACAGUAAAACCACUUAUUCUCUCUUGAUUGUAUUUUAUAGGACUGGACUAUUUCCAUUCAGUCCUAUUCUUAAUUCUCUUUACACCCUGCUGCCACGUGCUGCUUCUGGCAGGGAAUCUCACUUAAAAUAAGCUUUAAUGGGAUCUUCUAGACAAGGAAAAAUGCCCCAUUUUUCUUUCUUUUUUUUUUUUUUAAGUGGGGGAUGAGGCUUAGUUCUAAUAGAAUAUCAUUUGGAAAAUAUGCAUAGGUAUUUUAAAAUAAGACAAAGAAUUUUUUUUCAAGAUUUAGACCACAUAAAUUUGAUGGAAGAUGGUGUAGCUAAAGAGACAUUCUGAAUACAGAUUUAAUAUUUUAUAGCUCUCUCUCUCUUUCUAGAGCAGGAUGUUACUAAGAUAUUUGGUGCAAUUCUAUUAGCACUGAUAAUACCUGGGAGUGAUAGUGAACGCUGAUAUUUGGAAAACUGAGUAUUUGGCCGUUUUGGGAUUGCUCACCUUGCCUAGUGGAAUAACUUACACUUUAAUAGCACUCUCUUUGAUUUAAAAAGUUCAAGUGCCCAGAUUUGGCUCUCCAAUUCUCUCAAAUCAUAGGAUGUAGAUACACAUUCUAUUUUCUGAAUGACUUAAUAAAGAAUGUAAAUCAUGUGGUCUCCCAAUUAAGUGACUCACCUUUCAUGUAAACAUAAGGUUUUGUGAAUAGGGGUUUGACUCUAAGACAGCAAUAUCUACUGGCUAGUUCUUACUGGAAAAUGUAUUAUGGAUAAAAUGUUAUCAUUUUAAAUUUGGAAAGAAUCACGGAACAGCUGUGGACACAUGCAAAGAGUAUCAUAUAUAGAAAAUGUUCUUGGGGGGGAAUUUCCAUAUGGUGCUCAUUUCUUGUGCACAAAGUUUGUACGGGUAGUGCUUAACUCAAAAGGUGAGAUUGUGUUCAUUUCCAAACGGGUUUGUUCAGAGUUCCUUCUCUAGGUCUCUAUGAAGAAAGGGUAAUCGUAAAGCAAGUAAUAAGAUUCUAUUCUGCUGUGCUCUGUAAAAACUAAUAGUUCACAUAAAAAUCCUAAAUGAUGAUUUUAAACCAAACAUUUAUAGUUUUAUCUAUUGCAAUCUUGCUGCAUGGGACUUUGCUUUAUAAACCUAUACAGUGGGGGGUUUGUCCUAAUUUGCUGAUCUGGGACACAUUUAUUCACAGUUGAAUUUACUCUGAAGAACCCUGGUGUGUUUACAUUUCAAAGAAAUGAAAUUGACUUGGAAAAAUUUUUAGAAGUACUGUAACUUGUUUUUUUUUUUUUAAUCUAGAGGGAAAUAUUUCAAAAAAUGAAACAUAUGAGCAGGCACUUCAAAAAAGAUAAAAUAUUUUAUGUUUGUUUUUUUGACUGACAUGCUAUAAAAAAGGAUUAUAUUUGUGAAAGAAGUUACUGACUGUCAAUAUUUCAGAUACCAUCUUGCAAUGUAUAGUUUCUAGUGACAUCAUAGUAUAAAUCUGUAAUUCGAACUUUUACUUUGGAAUGUAAAGUAGAAAAUAUUAGUUAUGUCAAUGAUAACUUACAAAGUGUUCCCAUUUAUAAUUAUUUAUAUUGUAAAUAGCUUUCUGAAGUAAAUUUGAAGUUAAUGUGCAUAAAAUGUAUUUAUUAUGUGAGGAAUUUUUUUGGUUUAAAAUAUAGUUGCCAUUAUGCAGUUUCAGUCUGAAUUAUUCAUUGAAAGAAAAUUCUCUAUAGGAAAAAAAUAGCCUGUCAAUUAAAAGGCUAGUACUGUAAGUUAACAAGGACCAUUUUAGCUCUAGAUUCUUUUGGAAUGGGUAACACACACGCGCGCACACACACGCGCACACACGCACGCACAAAACUUUGAGACCUA